AUGCAAGUUGUUCGCUGGCAACCCCGUCUUCCAGACACUUUCGUCGAGGAGCGGUUUUCGACGAUUAGUGUGAGCGAGAGAAAAACAACACUCGUCGACACCGAAGAUGCCGAGGACAGCACCACACUCUACCGACGAGCUGGCGAAACACCGGGCCUUCGACCGCAGUCCGUCGAUACCGAGUCCGGUUUCUGGCUCUGGGAAGGUGCCCUGGACCUCGUUCACUACCUUAGUCAACUUGGCGAAUCAUGCUGCUGUAAGCAGAUAGGUGUUCGUCAUGGAGCGCUCGAAAUACUCGAGAUCGGUUGUGGUCACGCUCUACCCGCAAUCUACUUGGCCCGCCAAGGGCACUGCGUCCGCGUCGACUUCCAGGAUCAUAGCUGUCAAGUUUUAGAGACGAUUACGCAGCCAAACGUAUGGCGUAACGGUAUCUGGAAACAACUGCACCAUGAACCGCAGUUUUACGCUGGCUCGUGGCAGUCCUGGCUCGAAGAUGCGUCUAUGGAUCGGCGUUACGACUUGAUUCUGGCCAGCGAGACAGUCUACAGCAGAGCGUCUACAAGAUUAUGCCUGCAGGUAUGUCGGAAGCUUCUGAAACCGCACGGGAUGGCUCUUUUUUCCGGAAAAACCGUGUACUUUGGUUUAGAUGGUGGAAUGGUUGAGUUGGUGGAUAUCUUGCACGAAAUCGGUGGCCAGUCGCAUUUGCUCUGGUGCACGAGUCAGCAGAUAGCUGCGACUCGACGAGAGAUUCGAUCCGUAGCGUUUGAUAUUGGUGCAAGACCGACUCCAGCGAAUCCCGCUUGCCCUAUUUCCGCUGCUCCCAGCGGGGGAUAA
This is a messenger RNA of Cyanidioschyzon merolae strain 10D, 834 nucleotides long. RefSeq lists its product as hypothetical. The record is from RefSeq and is a predicted model, not a curated record. Bases 1 to 834 code for a protein of 277 amino acids. Lineage: Eukaryota; Rhodophyta; Bangiophyceae; Cyanidiales; Cyanidiaceae. The transcript has a single exon.